AUGAUGAUGAAGGCCCAGGAAUGGUUCCUGCUGACAUGCUGCCUGUUCAGUCUGUGCGUAAUUGGAGAGACCUCAGAUGCAGAGAAUCAGCUAUUGAAGAAGCUUUUCUCUUCUUACAAUGUGAAAGUGCGGCCUUCAAAAACACCAGAGAGCAAACUGGUUGUGAGGGUUGGCAUGACCCUGGUAUCCUUCGUCAGUCUGAACAUGAAAAAUGAAGAGAUGACCACUAACGUCAUCUUGAACCUGGAGUGGACCGAUAACCAUUUGGUCUGGAAUGCUAAAGAUCACGAAGGGAUUGACGUAUUGCGAAUUCCCGCAGCGAAAGUGUGGCUCCCGGACAUCGUUCUUAUUAACAAUAAUGACGGUGUGUUUGAGGUGGGUCUACGUGUUCAUGUUCAGGUAUACAGUAAUGGCAGGGUGACAUGGACCCCUCCUGCCCUUUUCCGCAGCUCAUGUGGUGUAAAGGUGACAUACUUUCCGUUUGACUGGCAGAACUGCACCAUGGUGUUUAAGUCAUUCACUUACGACUCCUCUGAAGUGGAUCUUCAGCAUGCCCUUGAUGAGAAAGGCAAAGAGAUAAAAGAAAUCAUCAUUGACACCAGUUUCAGUGAGAGCGGUGAAUGGCAUAUACGUCACAAGCCAUCCAGGAAGAAUGUAAAGAAAGAGGAUCUAUAUGAAGACGUCACCUUCUACCUGAUCAUUGAGCGCAAACCCAUGUACUAUGUAUUCAACAUCAUUCUGCCCUGCAUCCUCAUCACAAUCAUCGCCAUCUUCAACUUCUAUCUGCCGCCUGAUGCUGGAGAGAAGAUGGGUUUGUCCAUCAACGUACUGCUGACCCUUACUGUCUUUCUGCUCCUGCUGGCUGAUAAAAUCCCAGAGACAUCGCUUGGUGUCCCCAUGAUCGUCAACUACCUGAUGUUCACCAUGGUCCUGGUGACGUGUUCGGUUAUUCUCAGUGUGGUGGUGUUGAAUCUGCACCACCGCUCACCAAGCACUCACCAAAUGCCCAUGCUGGUGCGCAAGAUUUUCAUCCACAUACUGCCCACAUAUCUGGGACUCCUGAGGCCUAAAGUGGAGACACCGCUCUCUCUGGAGCGCCCACGCAAGAAGGAAUACCACACGUGCAUCAGCCGGGCAGCAGACGAAUACUUCAUCCGCAAGCCCAACACCUGUGUGCUCUUUCCCAAACCCAACAGGUACCAGCCAGAUGGCCUGUGCACUGACCUGCGGAAGUUCAUCGAUGGUCCCAGUCACUACCAGACUCUGCCUCCUGAGCUGAAAUCAGCCGUGGAUGCUAUCUGCGAAAUCGCUGAGCAACUACAAGCUGAGAAAGACUAUGAAGCUUUAAAGGAAGACUGGCAGUAUGUAGCCAUGGUGGUUGAUCGACUCUUCCUCUGGAUCUUUGUGAUCUUCACCACCGUUGGAACGUUGGCCAUUUUUGCUGAUGCUAGUUUCAAUGCUACUCCCACUGACCCCUUCAUGAGUCCUUGAUCCUAGCGGUCAUCACUCUGACCUUUUGAACUCCACAGCACUAGGCAGUGUGUUGCUUACAUACUGCUUGCUACUGACAUUUAUUCACUUGGCAGAUGCUGUUAUAUUUGUAUGCAAAGUCUCCAGUCUCCAGACCAGGAAUACGCUGACACAUAAUACCAUCAAUAAGCUCCAAGAACAAUAAUAGAGCAGUGUAAAUAACUGUAAACAGCACAGGUUAUAGACUCACUUCAGUGCUUUUGCGUUGUUUAGUGAUAAUGAGAACUGGAUUAUUGUUUCAGCCAUGAGUUCAGCCUUUCUGUAGAAAUGUAUAUUUUUUGAUAAAUGUUUGAGCUUGAAGUGUUUAAUAAAGAUACUUUGUAAAUCAACAAA
This is a messenger RNA of Hemibagrus wyckioides, 1863 nucleotides long. It is a transcript of the gene chrnb1, whose product is annotated as cholinergic receptor, nicotinic, beta 1 (muscle). Gene Ontology annotation, biological process: chemical synaptic transmission; regulation of membrane potential; nervous system process. The transcript has 11 exons. NCBI's taxonomy places the organism in Eukaryota, Metazoa, Chordata, Actinopteri, Siluriformes, Bagridae. Bases 1 to 1491 code for a protein of 496 amino acids. The record is from RefSeq and is a predicted model, not a curated record. Gene Ontology annotation, cellular component: postsynaptic membrane; neuron projection; synapse. Gene Ontology annotation, molecular function: acetylcholine-gated monoatomic cation-selective channel activity; transmembrane signaling receptor activity.